Messenger RNA from Oncorhynchus gorbuscha (pink salmon), 2281 nucleotides. Its product is annotated as craniofacial development protein 1-like. Lineage: Eukaryota; Metazoa; Chordata; Actinopteri; Salmoniformes; Salmonidae. The transcript has 8 exons. The coding region runs from base 377 to 1270 and encodes 297 amino acids. The record is from RefSeq and is a predicted model, not a curated record.
GUUCUUAACGAUUUGUUGAUCCUGUGGACUUGCCGUAGUAGAACAGGAAGUCCCCAGCUACCAGAUAAUUACUCACUGAGCUCCUCCCUGUAGCUAGUCACAAAAGCCACACGUUUUCAUAGUGUAGAAACGUGUUUAGUAUUUGUUCGUUAAUUUAGUUGUAGGUAUAAUAAGCUAUACAGCUAGAAACAGUUGAUAGAUUUCUCCGUUAUUUUGUAACCGCGUGAUACUAGCUACAGCAAGGGUUUGUCAGACUACCGGUGCUUUGCCUUUGUAACUUGCUGACGUUACUGGAGACAGCUAUCUAGCCAACUAUCCAUACAUUCCUUGCCGUGUUUACUAUUGGUAGAACGUGUAGGCUCUUUCUGGAGGGGAAAUGAUGAAUUACUCAGAUUAUGAUUCCGAUGGCUAUUCUUCAAAUGCAGAUCAAGACUAUGUCCCAUCUGAUGACAACCUUAGUGAAGAUGACAUGAAUGAAUGUGUGAAAGAGGAUGGUCUGGAAGGGGGUGACCAGCAUGGCCAACAGUCUGAUAAUGUCACCAAGAAGAAAAAGAAGAAAGGCCAACACAUUGGCAUGAGGAAAAGAAAGAAAGGUGGACUGAAGUUAGAGGAGACACUGCAUGAUGGCAGUGUGGAGGAUCAAAAAGUAGAGCAGGGGGAGGAGAGAGAGUUUUCUACUCCCAGGCCCAAGAAGGAGGAGGAUGAAGAGAAAAAAAGAAGAAGGCAGAUGAUUUGUGGGCCAGUUUUCGCUACUACUAAACAGCAGGCUGCACCCACAGACAGUCCGAAGAAGCCCAUUUCGGCUCCAUCAGAACCUCAACUACCAGAGCCUAAAGAGCCCUCUAAAGUCACCAUCACUAAGGUGUUUGACUUUGCUGGGGAAGAGGUCCGGGUAUCGAAAGAGGUUGGUGCUGACUCCAAGGAGGCCAAGAGCUUUCUGAAGGCCAAGGAGGAGACACCAUAUGUACAGACUGUACCCAGAAGAUUUGAGCCCCCCUCCCUUGCCCCUGGACCGAGUGUGAAGAGGCCUUUAGGGAUGGGUAGCAUCCUGAACUGCCUCGGGGGGAAGAAACAGAAGAUGAGCACGUUAGAGAAGUCUAAGAUGGACUGGAAUGCCUUCAAAGACGAGGAAGGCAUCGGGGACGAGCUGGCCAUCCACAACCGCGGCAAAGAGGGGUAUGUGGAAAGAAAGAAUUUUCUGGAGAGAGUUGACCACCGGCAGUUUGAGCAGGAAAAGAAAGUGCGUCUCGGCAACAUCAUGAAACGAUGACAAGGAAUAAUGUUACAGUUACACUUACAUUUGUGACACACACCAACUGUACAUGCCUGCCCAGUUCCUCCCAAGGUUUCUCAGCCCAAUACUUAGCCACCGGACUGUCCAUGUCUCUGGAUGGCCUACUGACUGUUCCUGCUGCCGGCUGCUCCUUGACCUAUCAGACCUCACAUACCCAGUUUACACUCAGCACUCUCAUUAAACCGCCAUCUGUUCCUGGACCUGUGUGUGACCUGAGUCACCUGGACUCAGACCCCUGACUGUCUGCCUCAGUGGCUUGCUCCCUCUUCCUGAUUUAGAGGUGUGGUUGCACUGCUAACUUGCUUGCCUCAGCACAUGGCUGUGUGGCCGAGUGUUUCUGUACAUUUGCCAUAAUCAAAAAAAAAGGGAAACCACUCCAGGAGUGAGAAUGAGUAGCACACCCUGAACUCUGAAUCAGACUUUAUGACAUUGACUUGGAAGAAUCCACACAGCUCAGAUAUUUGUGCCAUCCCUCUCCACCUGCAGUGAUUCAGUUUGGUGCACUGUUCAUUGGAAGAGUUCAAGUUGAUUGCAUUUCACCUCCUUGUUGUGCACACUGUGAUUCUCUGGAGUUGUUCCAACUAAUCUGAAGAUAAAAAAUGGUCUCACUAUUAUGUACCUUAUUUAUACCAACAACAAUCAGAAAUUCUGACAUGAUAAAAUAUUUAUCAACAGGUCAGCUUAGCUGCUUGUUAAACCUGAGCUAAGAGGGGAAAGGAUUGCUAAACGUUCCUCAACUGUUUUCUCAACGUAAUGGCACAGCUCCUAUUACAAUGUAAUUGUAUGGCUGUUCAAUAGUAGGCACUCACUCUCACACACAGACAGACAGGUGAAUUCAGGGACUUUAGUUUUAGUUCCUGGUUGUUAAAUGAAUGUGUCUGAAUUCAAGUGUGUCUGAAUAAUCACAGGUGAAUUUGAACUUGUUUUGUGUUGUCAUCCUGUUGCUGUACUUUGUAACAUGGAAUAAAGCUUGUCAUUUGGUUUGAA